This is a messenger RNA of Venustampulla echinocandica, 918 nucleotides long. RefSeq lists its product as uncharacterized. Bases 1 to 918 code for a protein of 305 amino acids. The record is from RefSeq and is a predicted model, not a curated record. The transcript has 2 exons. Lineage: Eukaryota; Fungi; Ascomycota; Leotiomycetes; Helotiales; Pleuroascaceae. Gene Ontology annotation, molecular function: NADP binding; NAD binding; oxidoreductase activity, acting on the CH-OH group of donors, NAD or NADP as acceptor.
AUGGCACCUCAAUUGGCAUGGAUAGGCUUGGGGAAUAUGGGCCGCGGCAUAUGUAAGAAUCUGGUUGAGAAGGGCCAGCUGGACAAGCCUCUUAUCAUUUACAACCGUACGCAACAGCGAGCCAUUGACUUGAGCGAGUCGCUUCCACCUGGUAAAUCGACCGUUGCUUCUUCUGUCGAGGCAGCUGUGUCAAAAGCAGAUAUCAUUUUUACCUGUGUUGGCGAUGAUGCAGCCGUCAACGAGACAAUUGAUACAGCCCUUAAGGGUAAUGUAGAAGGGAAGCUAUUUGUUGAUUGCUCAACGGUGCACCCAGAUACUACAGAUGGACUAGCUAGGAAGUGCGAGGGGGCCGGCGCUGAAUUCGUCGCAUGUCCAGUGUUCGGGGCUCCCGCCAUGGCAACCAGCGGUCAGUUGAUAUGCGUGCUUGCUGGACCGGUAGCGAGUGUUGAAAAGGUUAAGCCGUACACUAAAGGUGUCAUGGGAAGAGCCAUAGUUGACUUUAGUGGACAAUCUUCUGGAAAGGCUACCCUCCUAAAAGUUAUUGGGAAUACAUUCAUUCUCAACAUGGUUGAGGCGCUGUCUGAGGGCCACGUCCUGGCUGAGACGUCUGGACUGGGAACCGACAACCUGCAUCAAUUCAUAGAGACAAUGUUCCCGGGUCCAUAUACUGCAUACUCAACCAGAAUGAUCUCGGGGGAUUACUACAAGCGAGAAGAGCCACUGUUUGCUGUUGAUCUCGCAAGGAAGGAUGCAAGGCAUGCUAUGGCUUUAGCUGAGGCUUCUGGUACCCGAAUGAAGAAUGUCGAGGUUGGGGAUGCUCAUCUGGAACAGGUGAAGAAACACCGGGGCGAAGCAGGCGAUAUUGCGGCGAUAUAUGGUGCAGUGAGACAGGAAGCAGGGCUUAAAUUCGAGAAUUAA